GGGGAUUGAGGAGUUGCCAUGGAGACGGGGGGCCUCUGCCUGGCCGAUUGAAACAGAGCAGAAGGGAUCACUCACCGCUCACCUCCUGGAGGAGCUGGGAGCCUUUACAUCGACUCCACAGCUUUUAUUAUCGUGAGGAAAUGAUUAUUAUAAUAUCAUUAUUAGUGGUCAACUCUUUAAGUGGGACCUAAUCUAUUCUCACGAUGGCUGAUGGCUUCUGCACCAAUGGACAGAAGACAUGGAGCCAUGGAGGUGAGAAGCUGAAGAUGGUUUUAUCCUCAUAAAUCGACAAGGCUUCCAGACCCCAUCCUCAGUGUCAGAGGAUGAGCUUCCACGACCGCAGAGCCUCCCAGCCCCCCACGGCCACGCCCGCCACGGAGCUCCUCACCAUGGAUACUGGGAGCCGCGACAGCCUGCCAGGACCCCUCCUGAACACCUCCGCCCCCUCCUUUCCUCUUCCCCAUCCCAACGCCUCUUGCAGCAUCGAUGAAUCCUACAAGUACAUAUUCCUCCCCAUCUGCUACAUCUUCACCUUCGUCUUCAGCAUCUCGCUCAACGCGGUGGUCCUCUGCCGCUCCUUCAGGAGGAAGAAGCGCUGGAACGCGUCUCUGAUCUACAUGGUAAACCUGGCCUCCACCGACUUCAUGUACGGCCUGUCGCUGCCCUUCCUGGUGGCCAGCUACGUGAUGCGGGACCGCUGGGUGUUCGGGGACUUCAUGUGCCGCCUGGUGCGCUUCCUGUUCUACUUCAACCUCUACGGCUCCAUCUUCUUCCUCACUUGCAUCUCCGUGCACCGCUACCUGGGCAUAUGCCACCCCAUGAGGACCGUGAUGCUGGAGACCAAGAGGGCGGUGAAGUGGACCUGCGUCCUCAUCUGGGCCGUGGUGUUUGCUCUCACCUGCCCUAUAUUCCGAUUCGCCCAGAGCGGUUACGUCACGCGGCUGGGCGGAGUCGGGACUGGAGACCCCAGCGUGGUCACCCUGGAACCAUCGCUGAUGAACGGCAGCCAUGACGCCACCCAGGGAUACCAGAACUGUUGGGACGAUGCAAUCGACGAGGAGUUCCAUGACUACGUCCCCUACGCAAUCGUCCUCCACCUGCUGGGCUUCUUCCUGCCGUUCUCCAUCAUCGCCUGGUGCUACUCCCACGUGGUCGUCACCAUCUUCAGGAGCCUGGGCCCCCGCCCGCCGGCCCCGAGGGCGGGGGAGGGGGAGGACGCCUGUCGAGGUGGACGACUGGAACUAACCGGAUUCAUCCCUGGUGGCGACGCAGAGGACCGAACCGGGGGCAGCGACGCCAGGAAAGAUGUCUUCAAAAGAGAGCCGGGCUAUUCCAUCUCGUUGGGAGCCCACUCCCCAUACGCCCGCCGCAGACGUAAGUCCAUCAGGACCAUCGUCACCAUCACCCUGCUGUUCGCUCUAUGUUUCUUCCCCUUCCACGUCACGCGGACACUCUUCCUGCUGCUGAAGGUGACCCGAGGGGUGCCCUGCCACACCAUGACCGCGGUGUCCAUGUGCUACAAGAUCACGCGUCCGCUGGCCUCCUUCAACGCCUGGCUAAACGCCCUGCUCUACUUCCUCACCAAGGACAAGGCCGCCGCGCCCUGCUGCCAGGCCACUGUGCCCUGUUGCCAGGCGACCAGCGAAGGUGCCGGGCCGCAGGCGGGGUCGCUAUGGCUGCGCAGCGCGAUGGGCCGAGCCGGUGCUGCGCGGGACGGACCCAUCAGAGAGGAGAUGAGGCGCAAAGACGUGGAAAUGUCGCCGGUGUCUGUCCACAGAGCUCGGGACAAAGUGACGUACACCAACGGAUGAUUCACAGGGUUAGCAUUAGCCAUGAAAGCUAACCAUGGUAUAGUGACGUACACCAACGGAUGAUUCACAGGGUUAGCAUUAGCCAUGAAAGCUAACCAUGGUAUAGUGACGUACACCAACGGAUGAUUCACAGGGUUAGCAUUAGCCAUGCAAGCUAACCAUGGUAUAGUGACGUCCACCAACGGAUGAGUCACAGGGUUAGCAUUAGCCAUGUAAGCUAACCAUGGCAUCAGUUCUAUAUAAAUGCUAGUCUUAUCGCUAAUUUUAACUUCACUCUCUUAUCACUAACUUUAGGUACAACUAGUCUUUUCACAAACUUUAACUACACUGUCUUUUCACUAACUUUAAUACACUUUAAAUUCACUGUCUAAUCACUAACUUUAAUACUAAAUACAAGAUGGACCAUAAAAUAUGCCUUAUUAAUAAUGCUAUGAGGCUAACAAUAGGUUGGUAUUCUGUGAGAAAGACAGCAGUAUGGUUCCGGAACUGAAAUUCUCAUUCAUUUUCUCCAUAUACGUUUUCUUUCAAAAGCCAUAAUGUCGUAGACAUCCAAAGUAUACUUACCAUGCGCCGUUAUAUUGUGAAACGAUGGUAUAUUCUCCUGUAGAAGCCACAAGUUAAAGAAAAGUUUGUAGAUUGUGAGUGUUGCAGUGCUUUUAAAUGCCAUCAUGAAUAAAAAAAGUCAAGCC
Gadus macrocephalus (Pacific cod) is the source of this 2500-nucleotide messenger RNA. RefSeq names its product P2Y purinoceptor 3. The record is from RefSeq and is a predicted model, not a curated record. Gene Ontology annotation, cellular component: membrane. The transcript has 2 exons. Bases 324 to 1811 code for a protein of 495 amino acids. NCBI's taxonomy places the organism in Eukaryota, Metazoa, Chordata, Actinopteri, Gadiformes, Gadidae. Gene Ontology annotation, molecular function: oxysterol binding; G protein-coupled receptor activity. Gene Ontology annotation, biological process: G protein-coupled receptor signaling pathway.